UCCUUCUCAAAGUUUUAUAUAAAGAACAGAUCCCUAAUUCUAAAAUCUUCCUAUAUUUUGCUACUUUUUGCUACGGUGAAUGGUGACUUCAAAUUUGGUGGUUCCAGUUCCAGAAAUGUCCCUUCUAAUAUUUCAGAAUCCACAAAUCAUCGGGACACCGGUUUGAAACAACAGCUCAAGAGAAAAAUCACUAAAAAUUUUUUUUUUGAUUUAAUAAAAUUGAUUUUACCUUAUCACAAAAAUCCAGCAGAAUCAAGAAAAAUAAUUUUUAUAUUAAUAUCUCAAAUAAUUUUAUUGUCAUCAAAAAUAUUUCUAAAUUUAAAAGUUGCUUCAUUAGACGGAAAACUAGUUUCAAAUUUAAUUUCAAACAAUUUCAAAAAUUUCAUCAAGUUGAUUUUCAUUUGGCUAGUUAUUGGAAUUCCAAUUUCGUUAAUUAAUUCCACUUUAGAAUACUUAUCGAGCAAUUUAUCAAAAUUGAUUAAAAUUAAUUUGACUUCUUCUUUGAUUGAGGAUAGCUACUUUAAAAGAAAUAAUUUUUAUAAAAUAAUUCAUUUGGAUAACAGAAUUUCCGAUCCUCAUCAGAGAAUCUGCAAUGAUAUUCCUAAGUUUGCUAAAUCAUUGAGUACAUUGCCAACACGAUUAUUCAAUCCUUCUAUUAAUUUAUUGAUUUGCGCCAACCAAUUGGCUAAUUAUGGUCAAAAUAUUGGUGGAGCUGAAGGCACUUUAUUGCUUGGUUUAGUUGUUCAUUUUUCCACUUUGUUUUUAAAAUUGGUUUCUCCCAAAUUUUCCAAAAUCACUGCCGAGCAAUCUCAAAUAGAAAGUGAUUUUAAAACUCUUCAUUCUAAAAUUAUAAACAAUAACGAACAAAUCGCCGCUUUACGAGGCUAUCAUAAAGAGCUAUCUAAUUUAGAUUUGGCUUAUUUUAGAAUUGAAAAUUUUUUAAAAUCAACUUUUAGGAAAAUCGCAAUAUAUGACUUAUCUAAAACUUUCAUUAUCAAGUAUACUUGGGGUGCUUUAGGAUUGAUUUUAUGCUCCUUUCCAAUUUUCUUUUCAAAAAAUAUUAACAAGAAGACAAUAUCUCAAGAUUUUAUUAGAAACAGAAGACUAUUAAUGAGUGCUUCGGUUUCUUUAGGUCAAAUCUUAUCUUCCAAAAAAUAUGUCGACGAGGUAAUUGGCUUUUCAUCAAGAAUUAUUCAAUUUAGACAAAUAUUAAAUGAUUUACAAGAAAAGGAUGACGGAUUUCCUUCGACUAAUAACUUAAAUCACAAUGAUAAUUUGAUCUCUUUCAAAGAUGUUCCAUUAACAACCCCUACAGGUCAAACCCUUAUUCCAAGUUUAACUUUUAAAAUAGAUCACGGAGAUAACUUGCUAAUAUUAGGCCCAAAUGGUUCCGGCAAAUCUUCUUUGUUUCGAAUUUUAAAUAAUUUAUGGCCAUUUACCAAAGGUGAAUUGAUUGUUCCAAAUUAUUCUCUGAUUUUUUAUUUACCUCAAAAACCUUAUUUAAUUAAAGGAAAAACUUCUCUAAAAGGACAAAUUAUCUACCCUAAAACUUUAAUGGAAUUUAAUGAUGAAAACAAAGACCUGAAAAUAAGAACAUCAACGAUUGAUAGAAUUUGGAAUAUACUAAAUAUUUUAGAGUUGGAUGAUUUAGUGGAUGAUGAUGCUGAAAAUUCGGUUUCAAUUGAUGAAUUUGAUUUGAUUAAAAAUUGGUCUGAAGAGCUAUCAUUAGGAUCCCAGCAAAAACUAGCAAUGGCCCGGUUAUACUAUCAUCGUCCAAAAUUUGCUGUUUUAGAUGAGUGUACUUCGCAGGUUACUCCAGAAAUGGAAACAGCAAUGUACGAACACGCCACAAAAGCGUUGAAAAUAUCAAUAAUAUCUGUUGCCCAUAGAACCUCUUUGUGGAAGUUUCAUAAUUACUUGCUACAGUUUAACGGUGAUGGUACAUACAUUUUCAAGAAAUUUAAUUAUAAAAAGAGAUUGGCCUUGCAAGAUGAGAAAUUUUUGAUUGAGAAAAACUUGAAUAAUGUCGGAUCUCUUCAAUCCAGAAUGAACGAGUUGAAAAUUGUCAAAGAAAAUGAGUUUAUCAAACAAAAAUCGCACUCAGAUCUAUCUUCUUUAAGC
This is a messenger RNA of Ascoidea rubescens DSM 1968, 2121 nucleotides long. RefSeq names its product ATP-binding cassette long-chain fatty acid transporter PXA2 (gene PXA2). The annotation marks the transcript as partial. Gene Ontology annotation, cellular component: peroxisomal membrane. Gene Ontology annotation, molecular function: ABC-type transporter activity; ATP hydrolysis activity; ATP binding. Gene Ontology annotation, biological process: very long-chain fatty acid catabolic process; peroxisome organization; fatty acid beta-oxidation. The transcript has 3 exons. NCBI's taxonomy places the organism in Eukaryota, Fungi, Ascomycota, Saccharomycetes, Ascoideales, Ascoideaceae. The record is from RefSeq and is a predicted model, not a curated record.